This is a messenger RNA of Ceratosolen solmsi marchali, 1645 nucleotides long. RefSeq names its product cytohesin steppke (gene step). The coding region runs from base 111 to 1406 and encodes 431 amino acids. The record is from RefSeq and is a predicted model, not a curated record. The transcript is spliced from 6 exons. NCBI's taxonomy places the organism in Eukaryota, Metazoa, Arthropoda, Insecta, Hymenoptera, Agaonidae. Gene Ontology annotation, molecular function: guanyl-nucleotide exchange factor activity. Gene Ontology annotation, biological process: regulation of ARF protein signal transduction.
UCUCCGCCGUAGUUGCGCGAUGCGAAUUAGCAGAGCUGAGCUCCGCACUUCUUUACCUCGUACGCUUACGUAGUACGAGUUUGCGCGAACGCUCGGUCAGGCCUCGCUUAAUGUCGUCGAUUCCUUACAAAUUCACGGCUUUCUUUCCGUUAGUCACCAAAAUGCUGUUCUGCGUUUUUGCUAUUUACUUGCUCGGUUUACUCUCGCACUUUUACGGAAUGUGCAGAUCUUUGCUAGGGCUGUUGCUAUCCUGCUUCUCCUUGGCCGGAACAUAUAAUGUUAAGCAAAUUCAAACCAAGCAACUUAAGGAUGAGCUGGGCGAGGUGGUGGCUGAAAUGGAGGCUAUGGAGGGCGGCGGUCUCGCUGCCGAUGACUCCAAGCCAUCCAACAAAGCCAAGCAGACGUCAAUCGGCCGUAAGAAAUUCAAUAUGGACCCAAAGAAGGGGAUCGAGUACCUUAUUGAACAUGGCCUCCUAACUGCGAGUCCGGAUGACGUAGCCCAAUUCCUUUACAAGGGCGAGGGUCUCAACAAAACUGCGAUAGGCGACUACCUCGGCGAACGCCACGACUUCAACGAACGCGUCCUUCGCGCUUUCGUCGAGCUCCACGACUUCACGGAUCUGAUCCUCGUGCAGGCGCUCCGACAGUUCCUUUGGUCGUUCCGACUGCCCGGCGAGGCUCAAAAGAUCGAUCGCAUGAUGGAGUGCUUCGCCCAGAGGUACUGCCAGCUUAACACCAAUAUAUUUACCAACACCGAUACCUGCUACGUCCUCAGCUUCGCCAUCAUCAUGCUCAAUACUUCUCUUCAUAACCCAAGCGUCAAGGACAAGCCCAGUGUCGAUCAGUUUAUCAAUAUGAAUCGUGGCAUCAACAAUGGUGGCGAUCUUCCAAGGGAACUGCUCGUGAGUCUUUACGAGAGCAUUAAGACGGAACCCUUUAAAAUACCGGAAGACGACGGCAAUGAUCUAAUGCACACCUUCUUCAAUCCUGAUAAAGAAGGAUGGCUCUGGAAGCAAGCAGGUGGACGCUACAAAAGUUGGAAGCGGCGUUGGUUCAUUCUAAAUGAUAAUUGCCUCUAUUACUUUGAAUAUACUACUGAUAAGGAGCCACGCGGCAUCAUUCCACUAGAGAAUAUCCAAGUCAGGGAGGUCCAAGAUAGAAAUAAACCCCACUGCUUUGAGCUUUAUGCUGCCGGUUCUGAGUUCAUCAAAGCCUGCAAAACAGAUAGCGAAGGAAAAGUCGUCGAAGGUAAACAUACAGUCUACAGAAUGUCUGCAGCAACAAAUGAAGAAAAAGAUGAAUGGAUAAAAUGCGUGCGGCAAAGCAUAUCACAUAAUCCGUUCUACGAUAUGCUGGCUGCUCGGAAGAAAAAGGCCCAAAAAACAAAUGUUCAUUCGAAAGGUUAAAAGGAUACAAGCAUCAAAAAUUCAAGAAGGACUGAGGAGCCAAAUUCGCAUCAUUGAGAGCGGCAGCGGCAACGUAACACAUAAGACUGUCUUUAAGCUCCACCGCGGGCUCUUCGAACUAAUUCUUUUCCAUCGAAAACUGUUUUACCGGGUUACUUGUCAAGAUCCGAGAUAAAGUUCAACACCAAAAACACGCUGGCCUCAAUUAAUCCAGAAGCUGGCGCAAGCCUUGAUGGGCA